GGAUCCAGUGACAGACGCGACCAUGGCCCUGAGGGGACCCUGCCCUUUGCUCUUCCUGACCCUCAUCCUGCUGGUAACCUGCCUGGCCCAGAUCAUCAGACCACCCGACAGCUACCAAAACUUUGUGAGUGAACACGUUGAUUUCCCCAAGACCCGACCCCCCAAGGGCCAGAGCUACUGCGACCACAUCAUGCGGCUCAUGAGCCAGAACAUGGCUGCCUGCAAACUCACCCACACCUUCAUCCACGCCCCCGCCAGCCAGCUCCGGACCAUCUGCACUACCAGAGGGAGAUGCAACCUAUACAAUGAAUGUGACAGCAACGCAGCCUACGCCGUCACCACCUGCUGGCUGAACAGACCCCCCAGCCCACCGAGCUGUGUCUACAGGGGAGUACCCCAGACCCGCAGGAUCCGCGUGGCCUGUAUCUGGGGGCUGCCCGUGCGCUUCCUCAGAGUCGUGUAG
Mauremys mutica (yellowpond turtle) is the source of this 463-nucleotide messenger RNA. RefSeq names its product ribonuclease-like. Bases 23 to 463 code for a protein of 146 amino acids. The record is from RefSeq and is a predicted model, not a curated record. Gene Ontology annotation, molecular function: nucleic acid binding. Lineage: Eukaryota; Metazoa; Chordata; Testudines; Geoemydidae. The transcript has a single exon.